AGAAAAUAAAUAGAAAAGGUGGAUAAAGUAAGGAGGAAUAGAUGGCCCAAGAGCUACCAUGCUGACGUUACUGAUCUAUAGCUUCUAGUUUUAUGUUUACUAAAGCAAAAGAAAAUAGCUUCAAGUUUUAUGACAAACAACAACCAACGUUGCUGUGUCUGAGAGGGAGCGCUGAGCAACAUUGUAUUGGUUUGAAAUAACGUUUAUGGCUUCUCUGCUCCCUACAACUGCAACCACACUUCAAUAUAAUCACACUAUCUUCUUCUCUCCUCCCAAACCCACCACCCCAAUUCUCAUUCCUUUCUCAACAAACCGUUUUAAGAUUAACUCUACAAAGUGCAAUGCACUGAUAACAUCCCCAAAGACUUGUUGGAUAACACCUUUUAUAUGGACCAGUUUCCUGUGCUGAGAUCAGUGUUAGUGAAGUUUCAGACUAUAACUGAAGACUUAUCAGAGAUGCAGAGGUGGGUGUUUGUGAUACUUGCUGGAAUGACAUGGGUUUACUUAACUGCAAGGCCUGGUGUUCUUGUUGGUGCCAUUGAUGCAUUCCUUUUGGCUCCACUUCAACUGCUUUUGGACAGUUUAUCUGGAAGGAGAAAUCUUAAGAGAACUGAUUUUCUUAUUGGAGAUAAGCUUGGAGAAGGGUCAUUUGGUGUUGUUUAUUCAGGUGUUUUGGUCCCUAAGAAUUUAGAUGUAGAAGAGAGGUUGCAGAAGAGUGGAGGAGGCAAGGUCACUAAGUUGGAAGCUAAAUCUAUGGAUAAAGUUAUUCUUAAAAAGGUAAAGGUAGGAAUUGAAGGGGCAGAAAAAUUUGGUGAUUUUGAGGAGUGGUUCAAUUACAGGGUCUCUAGAGCAGCUCCUGAAACAUGUGCUAAGUUCCUUGGAAGUUUUGUUGCUGAUAAAACCAAUUCACAGUUCACAAAAGGAGGAAAAUGGCUUGUUUGGAAGUUUGAGGGAGACUGUUCUCUUGCUGAUUACAUGGCAGAUAGAACCUUCCCUUCAAACUUAGAGUCUAUCAUGUUUCGACGUGUCUUGCAAGGUGUAGACUCUUCUAAACGAGAUGCAUUGAUCAUCAAGCAAAUAAUGCGCCAGAUCAUUACAUCUCUUAAGAAAAUACAUGACACAGGCAUUGUGCAUAGGGAUGUAAAGCCUUCUAACUUGGUGGUUACCAAACGGGGGCAGAUUAAACUCAUUGAUUUUGGUUCAGCAACAGACCUUAGGAUUGGAAAGAAUUAUGUUCCCAACUGUAACCCUCUGGAUCCUGACUACUGUCCCCCUGAACUAUCUGUGCUACCAGAAGAAACAAUAAAUCUUCCACCAGAGCCAAUUGCAGCUUUCCUUUCACCAAUCUUGUGGCAGUUAAACAGUCCUGAUCUGUUUGAUAUGUAUUCUGCCGGGAUUGUACUCCUGCAAAUGGCAAUACCAACCUUAAGAUCUCCAGCUGGCUUGAAGAAUUUCAAUUUUCAGAUGAAAACAUGUGGGUAUGAUUUGAACAAAUGGAGGGAGUCUGCUCGCAUCAAGCCCAACUUCCAAAUUCUUGAUGGUGACUCUGGUAGAGGGUGGGACUUGGCAACAAAGCUUAUCUCCUCUGAAAGAAGAGGACGUUUAUCUGCUGCUGCUGCUUUGAGGCAUCCUUAUUUCCUUCUGGGUGGAGAUCAGGCAGCUGCAGCCCUUUCAAAAUUAAGCUUAAGCACAAAGUGAGCUGCCUAGAAUGAAAUGCUAUGUGGGGCUUAUAUGAUAUGGAUAUAAUGGCAUACCAUCUAAAGGUCAACUAAUAUAUGAAUUGACAACCAGAAGUUCUUGGAUUUUGUUCCAUUUUUUCUCUGUUUAAGCCAGAGAACCUCCAGAAAGAUAUGAAAGGAAACUAUGAAUAUUCCUUGUUAUCUAUCUAUCUAUAUGAUAUAACAUAUCCCCUCUUAGAAUCAGUGGCUUAUUCAAACUCAGGGAGCAGUACUCGGUGGUUGCAAUGGCUUGAUCAGCCUUCUCUCAUGAUUUCCUUCUUCAAGUGGUAAAUGUUUCAAAGCUUGGCAAGACAUCACCAGUAAUGCCAAUUCUUAAAACAAAAUAUAGAUAAAGGGCCAGAAUCAAUUGGCAUUCUGAUAUGUAAUGUUUUACUUAUUCAAUGCAAGUUACUUUCAAGAUGAGAUAGUGGCCUAUUCAAUUUCAUUUGGCACUUAUAUUCAACUUGUGCUGUUGUACGAAAUGGUUCUUCUCCAUAUCCCCAUAAAAAAAUGAGUUAUGUUUUCCGCAUAAGAACCACUAUACUAUACACCUAUAAUGCUGCCUUAUUAUUUUACCAAUUGCCAUAUG
This is a messenger RNA of Abrus precatorius (Indian licorice), 2307 nucleotides long. Its product is annotated as serine/threonine-protein kinase STN8, chloroplastic-like. The transcript has 5 exons. The record is from RefSeq and is a predicted model, not a curated record. Gene Ontology annotation, biological process: protein phosphorylation. Lineage: Eukaryota; Viridiplantae; Streptophyta; Magnoliopsida; Fabales; Fabaceae. The coding region runs from base 388 to 1698 and encodes 436 amino acids. Gene Ontology annotation, molecular function: ATP binding; protein kinase activity.